Messenger RNA from Raphanus sativus (radish), 2249 nucleotides. Its product is annotated as cysteine-rich receptor-like protein kinase 11. NCBI's taxonomy places the organism in Eukaryota, Viridiplantae, Streptophyta, Magnoliopsida, Brassicales, Brassicaceae. The coding region runs from base 33 to 2054 and encodes 673 amino acids. Gene Ontology annotation, molecular function: ATP binding; protein kinase activity. The record is from RefSeq and is a predicted model, not a curated record. Gene Ontology annotation, biological process: protein phosphorylation. The transcript has 7 exons.
UUUUCUUUUGCAAUAUCAUCUUACAAAGAAAAAUGAAUCUGAUGAGUUUGUGUUCACUCCUCUAUUUUGUUCUCAUAAGCUUCCAUGUUGCUUCGGUUUCAGCAGAAACAACAUGUGUCAACAAUGGAGGUUUCACGCCCAACGGUACCUACGACGCAAACCGCCGUCUCAUCCUCUCUUAUCUUCCUUCCAACGUCACCGUUCAAAAGGGUCUCUUCUACAACGGCUCCAUCGGACAAGAACCGAACCGUAUCUACGUAGCAGGGAUGUGCAUGCCAGGAUCAGUUCCAGCUGACUGUUCUGAGUGUAUCAAGACCGCCUCUAAUGGUUUGUUACAGGGAUGUCCAAACCAAACAGAAGCGUAUUCAUGGCCAUUUGAUCCAACGCUUUGCUAUGUGCGCUACUCCAACACUUCUUUCUUAGGAUCUUUUGAUCCAAGUCCAGGUGCUCGUUAUAACAUCAACGGUGCAAACGUAACCUCAGAUCGAGAAGAGUUCAAGAAGAUAUGGGUAGACUUAGCUGUUCGUAUGGUCGAUGCAGUAUCCACAUCCAAAAGCACACCCUCCUCUAGUGAUAACCAUUACACAGCUAAUAUCGCAGCCUUGAAUCCUUACCAGAAUAUCUAUGCAUUGUUGCAAUGUACGCCGGAUCUUUCCUCUCGUGAUUGUAGGACUUGCGUGCGAUACAGCUUAAAUUUCUACAGCGACCGGCAAUGCUGUAAUACGAGGCAAGGGAUCCGUUUCCGGCGGGCAAGCUGCUAUUUCCGGAUAGAGAUGUAUAACUUCUCUACGGCUUCUUUUGUUAAUUUUACGGCGGCUUCUCCUCAUGUAGAUGAUCAGGCCAGCAAGAUCAACAAUGAUAGCAAAGGACUCUCGGUUAGAGUUAUCGUGGCGAUUACCGUUGCAACUGUUGUUGGCGUCUUGGUACUGCUUGUUCUUGGUUAUGUCCUACGCUUGAGGAGAAACUCACACCAAAGAACUCAGACUGAAACUGAUAUUGAUAUUUCAACUAGACAUUCAUCACAAUACGACUUUAAGACAAUUGAAGCAGCUACAAACAAUUUCUCCAGGAGUAAUAAGCUUGGUGAAGGUGGAUUCGGCGAGGUUUACAAAGGUACACUUUCAAGUGGAACUGAAGUGGCUGUGAAGCGACUGUCAAAAAUGUCAGGACAAGGGACAAGAGAGUUCAGGAACGAGGCUGUUCUUGUGUUAAAACUUCAACAUAGGAAUCUUGUUAGGCUUCUUGGAUUCUGUUUGGAAGGAGAAGAAAAGAUUCUCAUCUAUGAGUUUGUCCCAAACAAAAGUCUUGACUAUUUCUUAUUUGACCCUGAGAAGCAGGGUCAGCUAGACUGGACUCAACGUUACAAGAUCAUUGGAGGGAUUGCUAGAGGAAUUCUUUAUCUUCAUCAAGAUUCACAGCUCACAAUCAUACAUCGUGACCUCAAAGCAAGUAACAUUCUCUUGGAUGCUGAUAUGAACCCAAAAAUUUCAGAUUUUGGACUGUGUACGAUCUUUGGAACUGAUCAAACUCAAGGAAAUACGAACAGAAUUGCUGGAACCUACGCUUACAUGUCUCCUGAGUAUGCAAUGCAAGGCCAAUUCUCCAUGAAAUCUGACGUUUACAGCUUUGGAGUCUUAGUUCUCGAGAUUAUAAGUGGAAAGAAAAACAGUAACGUCUACCAGAUGGAUGAAACUAGCACUGCUGGAAACUUGGUCAACAAUGCUUGGAGGCUUUGGAGAAACGGGUCACCACUAGAGCUGAUGGAUCCAGCCAUUGGAAUGAAUGAUCAGAGUAACGAAGUCAUUAGAUGCAUCCAUAUUGCGCUCUUAUGUGUUCAAGACAAUCCAGAAGACCGUCCAAUGUUGUCUACUAUCAUCUUGAUGCUCACUAGCAACAUAAUCACUCCACCAGUGCCUCAACUACCGAGUUUUUUCCUGCGUAACAGGCCCGAGUUUGAGCAGGCAUCUGAGGGAUUCGAAUCAAGUCGAUCUACAGCAAAAUCUGUUAGCAAUUCUAUUAGUGACACGACCAUUACUGAAUUAGAGCCUCGUUGAAGUUGGAAGUGAUUCUCUGUGUGCAAGUUUGAGCGAUGUUUCUAACAUCGUUUUCUUAUUUUUGAUUGUGACUUUUGUAAGAUUUGAAUAUUCAUGUGGGUUCUGUUUUCUAAUACUCUGUUUUUGUUCUGUUUCACGUAUUUAUAACUCAAGAAGAUUCUUCGACGUAGAUAAUUGAUGUCCCAAUUCUUGUCA